Molecule: messenger RNA, 1779 nt
Organism: Letharia lupina
Lineage: Eukaryota; Fungi; Ascomycota; Lecanoromycetes; Lecanorales; Parmeliaceae
Exons: 4
Coding region: 1-1779 (592 amino acids)
Cellular component (GO): nucleus
Molecular function (GO): protein binding
Source: RefSeq, a predicted model, not a curated record
AUGGCGGCCAACGGCUCGAACGUCUCUAAGAAAGACAUGGAAAAGCUUUACGGGCCAUGCUUGAACGAAAUGCUCAACGCCGCGAAGAAGUCGGCGGAGACAAAAACUCUAGACGUUGUCGUCGCCGACGAGCCCAAUUGUCAACCUCACCUCAAGAACCUACUGAGCUCCCCAGCCGUGCUCACCGAGCCAUGGAAAGCCACUAGCAGAUUCGAUGGAUGGCAGAUUCCUGAAUCCAUGGUGCCGAAUGCGUACCUCAAGAAAGCCCUGAUCGGCGACCACCACGAGAUCCGCCUGCAUCCUUAUCUCCCCAGUGCCUGGAUCGGACGCGCCGCAACGCUGUUGGCUUUAGGGUACGCCGAGCUUGCCGUCGCAGAUGCGCACAGAGCCCGUCUUCUGGUCAAGGAGUUGAAUCUGGCAGUGUGGAACAACACGGGACAUAGAGAUAGUGUGGCAGCGAGCGUGAUGAUGGCGUUUCUGGACUCGCACGGCAGGAGUAAAGGAAGUGAUGAUGACAUCAUUGAUCGGAUGGCCUCCGGUUACCGACAGGCCACUCUUCUCGUGGUCCAAGGUCUUAACUGUCUCGAAGCGUACGAGGAUGCGGUUUACACUCUCGAGCAUUAUCUGGAAGGAAUUCCCAACGAACCGUCUUUCACUAUCUUGCUCAAAGAGACUCGAGAGAGACUGCAGGAGCGCAAGCGAAUCUUGUGGGAGCAGCUCCAAGAUACCACCGCUACCGAGACCGCAGCAAUGAGAGGGCAAGUGCACCGAACCGCAUACCCUUGGAUCAUCGCCGGCGAGAUUGAUCGAAGCAGCGCAGCGACGAAGAGGCUCAAGGCAAAGUUCAAGGACGCAUCGCACAACGCCGCCGUCGCUCCCAGCUCACUAGGAAGCGGUGAAUCGAAUGAGAGCCUCGGAGUCUUCGCAACACAAAAGAUCCGCAAAGGCGAGCAGAUCCUGCGGAACAAGUCCGUUUUCGCGGUCCGAAACGUUGCUCCGGGUGGAAACUGCGGUCACAAUAGCUGCAAGAACAACUACUGCGCGGCCGACCACUGCGGAGCUUGCUGUCUCACCCUGUUUGGUAAAGGCAUCCCCGCUGGCUGCUGCAGUAUCAGCUUUUGCAGCGAAGAGUGCAAAGCCGACGCCCUGAGCUCGUACCACAAGAUCCUCUGCGGGAAAGACUUUUCCGAAACCUACCAGUCGGGCGGCGCGACGAAUCCGGAGGACGACGGCGUCCCCCUCAUUAUGCUGAAGGUGCUCGCGACAGCCGUACAGCAAAAGGUCAAACCCCUAAAGGUACCCUGCGUCGCAGCCUUAAAGGCAGACUACGACACCCAGAUCCCUUCACCGUUCAGUGUGCAGGAGAACAUCAUCGGUCCCGCGCAUAUCCUGCGGACCAUGGGCGUCGACAUAUUCACGGACCCACGCUUCGACCCCUGGGCCCUGCAGACGCUCUUCCUGCGGAUCCAAAACAACAAGCAGAUCGCCCUCGUCGGCAAAAGUCUAGACGUCGGCGUCAGUCCGCUGCUCAGCAUGUUCCACCACGACUGCGAUCCGGCCGCCGCAUGGGAGGCGCAAGACGGCGGUAUCGGAGGCCCGGUCAAUGUGGUCGCGUUGAGGGACAUUGAAGAAGGCGAGGAGAUAUGCGUGUCGUACACGUUGGCGUCGUUGUCUGAGGCGGAGAGGAGGGGCAGGGUGGAAGGAUACAUUGGUAAGAGGUGUGGUCCUCUCGGUUUGGAAUCGAAAGAUCCAGUCUCCAGACGAAGCAGAGCGGCAUGA